Trichechus manatus latirostris (Florida manatee) is the source of this 2642-nucleotide messenger RNA. It is a transcript of the gene MACC1, whose product is annotated as MET transcriptional regulator MACC1. The record is from RefSeq and is a predicted model, not a curated record. Gene Ontology annotation, molecular function: protein binding. The transcript has 5 exons. The coding region runs from base 1 to 2613 and encodes 870 amino acids. Gene Ontology annotation, cellular component: cytoplasm. NCBI's taxonomy places the organism in Eukaryota, Metazoa, Chordata, Mammalia, Sirenia, Trichechidae.
AUGUACAACAUAAGGAAAAUUUGUCUGGUCCUGUACCAUCUUCAUGAUGAUGGUGGAAAAAUGAUAACCAGUGCAAAAGCCCAUUUUUGGUCGGAGGAAUUUCACAAAGUAGAUGAAGGAAAUUUGAUUGACAUGGAAGCUCGAAACCUCUCAAAAAGUUGCAAUAUUACAGAAUGUCAAGACUCAUGUUUGCUUCUCAAUUGGCCAGAUGCUUUUACCCUUCACGGCAAUAAUGUCUCCAAAGCUACAAAUCCAUUCUGGAAUGAACUGUCGGCUUCUAACCCAUUUUUGGACGACAUAACUCAGCUAAGAAAUAACAAGAAGAGUGAUAAUAUUUCCAUCUUGAAAGAAGAUCCUUUUCUUUUUUUUAGAGAAAUAGACACUGGAAAUUGUCUUGAUUCCUCUGGUGACGAACUUGAUGCCCAUCAAUUGCUUAGAAAGUCUACCUCAAGGAAAUCUAGAAAAUCUAAAAGUGUUUCAGACAUUUUGGACAUUUUACAUGAUACAGCAUAUGCCCAUCAGAGUACACUUAACUCUGACCAGAUUCUGGUGCAAGACUUAGAAUGGCUUCAGAAUGAUCGAGAGGCUUAUAAAAUGGCUUGGUUGUGUCAACGCCACCUGGCCCGCUCCUGCCUGGAUUUGAAUAUAACCAAUCAGAGUCCUGGAUGGGCCCAAACACAAGUUGCAGAGACUGUCAUUGUUUGUAAAUUAAAUCACCAAGGAGGGUCAGUACAAUUACCUGAAUCAGAUAUCACAGUUCAUGUGCCCCAAGGUCACGUAGCUGUAGGAGAAUUCCAAGAGCUAUCCCUAAGAGCUUUUCUUGAUCCUCCACAAACUCUUAACCAUGAUUUUUCCUGCACUGUAAGCCCACUGUUGGAAAUCAUGUUAGGCAACCUAAACACAAUGGAAGCCAUUUUGCUGGAGAUGAAAAUCGGGGCUGAAGUAAGAAAGGAUCCUUUCAGCCAAGUCAUGACAGAAAUGGUGUGUUUACACAGCCUGGAUAGAGGAGGGCCUUUCAAAGUGUUAAACAAGUGCUACAUUUAUAAAGACACCAUUCAAGUUAAACUAAUUGACUUGAGUCAGGUGAUGUAUUUUGUCGUUGCUGCACAAGCAAAAGCUAUUCAGUCACCAGCUGCCACCAUUUGCGAUUAUAUCCACAAACCCAUCUCCAUUGGAAUUUAUGGACCCAAAUAUAUCCAUCCCAGUUUCACUACUGUUUUCACAGUUUGUGGACACAGUUAUAUGCCAAAAAAGCUCACAAUUUCUAAUAUUAAAAGAGAUAGAAAAAACAUGUCUCCGGUUAUAUUUCAGCUCUGGGGGAAGCAUACAUUUUUACUUGACAAGCCACAAGUUUUAAGUAUUUCUGUUUGUUCCUGUGAUCCUAAUUUUGAAGUAAAGGCAGAAGAAAGGAAAGUAAUUAAACAGAAAGAGUUGCAGGCAGGUGAAGUAGUUCAUCGACAAUUUUUGUUUUCUUUGGUUGACCCCAGAGAAAUGCACUCGUUUGUUUUCCGUAUUCAGGUGGAACCUCCCAAUGGUAGACCAGUUACACAGUUUUCUAUCACUACACCUGAUCCAGCCCCAAACCUAAAAAGGCUCUCCAAACUCCCAGGCCAUUUGCAAGAGGAGACAGAACUCAAGCUGGCUCCUUUAUUACCAAAAGUAGUUGCUAAAUACCCCACAUUUCAAGAUAAAAAAUUGAACUUCACCAACUAUGGGGUAACCCUGAAGUCAGUGUUAAGACAAAACAAGAUUGACUACUUACUUCAAUAUUUCAAAGGGGACACAAUAGCUCUUCUUGGAGAAGGUAAGGUAAAAGCCAUUGGACAGUCCAAAGUGAAAGAAUGGUAUGUGGGAAUCCUCAGAGGUAAAGCUGGACUCGUGCACUGUAAAAAUGUCAAAGUGAUUUCAAAGGAACAAGUAAUGUCUUUGUCAGAUAGUGUAUUCACAACGGGGAAUCUUCUCGAACAAAUAGCUCUGCCCUUUAAAAAACUGACUUAUAUCUACUCAGUUGUAUUGACCUUGGUGUCAGAAAAAGUUUAUGACUGGAAAGUUUUAGCUGAUGUCCUAGGUUACUCACAUUUCACGCUGGAAGAUUUUGAUGGAAUGCAAGCAGAGAAAGAAUCAGAAAAAGUUUCUCACGUUGUAAAGAAGUUAAAGGAAGAUUGUCAUUCAGAUAGAAAUAUGAGGAAGUUUCUUUACGAGCUUAUUGUGGCUCUGCUGAAGAUGGAUUGCCAAGGGUUAGUAACACAUCUCAUCCAAGAGGCUGCUAUUCUAACUUCUGCUGUCAAGCUUGGGAAAGACUGGAGGGAACUAGCUGAAAAGUUAGUAAGACUAACAAAGCAACAAAUGGAGGCAUAUGAAAUUCCUCACCGAGAGAAAUCUGGAGACGUUGCUGUUGACAUGAUGUGGAAACCUGCUUAUGAUUUUCUGUAUACUUGGGGCGCUCAGUACGGAAAUAGCCACAGAGACAUGUUACAAGACCUUCAAUCAGCUUUGGACAGAAUGAAAAAUCCUGUGACCAAGCAGUGGCGAGAUUUAACUGGAGCUUUAAUACUAGUAAAUUCUUUAGAGAUUUUGAGAGCAACUGCAUUCUCUACUUCUGAGGAAGUAUAGAAAUGAAGGGUAUAUUUUAUGAGGGAGGG